CAAAAAUAUUUACAAGGACAAAAAUCAAACAAAAAACUUACGGGACUAAAACUGAAAAAACACGUAUUUGCAUGGACCAAUCAUGUAUUUAAGCAUCAAAUUAUUAGACAACUAUCCAUUAUAAUUUUUCAUUCCCCAAAAUAUGAACUUGAAGUAGUUGAGCUACUGGUUAACAAUCAAAAUCUUGAAUUUUCAGAAUAUCAAUAUGCAGUGUUUUUGUUUGGCAGAAAUGAUAAUAGCCACAAUGGCUUUAUUCUCAAACAAAUGAAUCAAUCAUUUUUCACUUUUUCAACAGUUUCCACUAUCAUUCAAGUAUAAAGUUUGUAUCUUUGUAAUCAAUCUAUGGUUUUGGAUAUGGAGAAAAGUAUUUAUACCUUUUUAACUCUACACCGUUGGGAGUCUCUGAAUCACAUGAAUUAUAGGUUGGGUUCUCUUAGGCCUGUUCAUGGAAUGUUAGCUUUGAAAUUCCUCAAUUGGGUCAUCAAGCAACCUAAUUUGGAGAUGAAACAUCUAACUCAUAUCAUUUCCACUACCACCCAUAUACUUGUUAGAGCUAGAAUGUACAAUUUUGCCAAAACAACGUUGAAACAUAUGUUACAUAUGCCUAUUGGUUUCAACAAUGUUUUUGGUGCUUUGAUGGAGACAUACCCUUUUUGUAAUUCAAACCCUGCUGUUUUUGACCUACUCAUUAGGGUUUAUUUGAGGGAACAGAUGGUUGGCGCUGUACAGACUUUUCACUUGAUGGGUUUUCGAGGGUUGAAGCCGUCAGUGUAUACUUGUAAUAUGGUGCUAGGUUCGUUGGUAAAGGACCAUAAGGUUGAUUUGUUUUGGUCCUUUUUCAAAGGAAUGCUUGAAAAGAAGGUUUGUCCGAAUGUUGCUACAUUCAAUAUACUGUUGAGUGCUUUGUGUGAACGUGGGAAGUUUAAAAGUGCUGGCUUUCUGUUGAGGAAAAUGGAAGGAAGCGGUCAUUUUCCAACUACGGUUACUUACAAUACUUUGCUUAAUUGGUAUUGCAAGAAAGGAAGGUAUAAGGAAGCGUCUGAGCUUAUUGACUCAAUGGCAUCUAAGGGUAUUGUGGCAGAUGUUUGUACAUAUAAUGUGUUGAUAGAUAAUUUGUGUAGAAACAGGAGUGCGAAAGCUUAUUUAAUAUUGAAAAGGAUGAAGAAGAAUAAGGUGAAUCCUAGUGAGAUAACAUAUAAUACUCUUAUUAACGGAUUUGUUAAGGAGGGGAAGAUUGGAGUUGCUGCAAAAGUUUUUGAGGAGAUGUCAUCAUGUAACUUGUUGCCAAACAGUAUUACUUACAACACUUUGAUUGUUGGGAACUGUAGCAACGGCAACAUUGAGGAAGCAUUGAGACUUUUUGACGUGAUGGUUGUGCAUGGUUUGAGACCUAAUGAAGUGACAUACGGAGCUCUUUUAAAUGGGCUAUCCAAGCAUGCUGAAUUUGGAUUGGUUUCUAGUGUUCUUGAGAGAAUGAGGAUGGGUGGCACGAGAGUUGGUCAUAUAAGUUAUACGGCAAUGCUAGAUGGAUUGUGUAAGAACGGCCUGCUUGAAGAAGCUGUACAGUUGCUGGAUGAUAUGUUAAAAGUUUCUGUCAAUCCUGAUAUUGUUACGUUUUCAGUACUCAUUAAUGGAUUUCUCAGGGUGGCGAAGAUAAAUAAUGCAAAGGAGAUAAUGUGUAAAAUGUAUAAGGCUGGACUUGUGCCAAACAGCGUUUUGUAUUCAACAUUAAUCUACAACUACUGCAAGAUGGGAAACCUUAAAGAGGCAUUAAAUGUUUAUGCAGUUAUGAACCGCAGUGAUCAUGUUUCAAAUCUCUUUACAUGUAAUCUAUUGGUUGCAACUUUUUGUAGAUGCGGGAGACUUGAAGAAGCUGAGUAUUUUAUGGACCACAUGUGCAGAAUAGGUCAUGAUCCUAGCUCUGUUACUUUUGAUUGCAUUAUAAAUAGUUAUGGAAAUUCUGGUGACACGUUAAAAGCAUUAUCUAUGUUUGAUAGAAUGAAUAAUUUAGGCCAUUUACCUAGUCAGUUCACAUACGAGGGUCUAUUGAGAGGACUUCUGAUUGGCGGACAUAUUAAUGAAGCCAAAAUACUUCUGAAUAGACUUAAUAGUAUUCCUUAUGCCAUCGGUAAUCUUUUCUACAACACAAUGCUUACUUUGGCUUCAAGAUCAGGAAAUUUAUCAAAUGCUGUUGCCCUUGUUAAUGAGAUGGUUGUGAAUAAUUUUGUGCCUGACAGUUAUACAUACACUAGUCUUAUUGCAGGACUAUGCAGGAAGGGUAAAAUGGUUGCCGCACUCCUUUUGUCGGGGAGGGCAGCUGAAAAAGGAUUAUUAUCUCCAAAUCUUGCUGUUUACACUAGUUUAGUUGAUGGUCUUCUUAAGGAAGGACAUACAAAAGCUGCUUUAUAUAUUUUUGAAGAUAUGCUGAAUGAAGGUGUUCACCCGGAUACCAUUGCAUUCAAUGUUCUUAUGGAUCGAUACUCACGGAAGGGGAAAAUGUCGAAGGUAAAUGAUAUCCUUUCAACAAUGAGGAGUAGAAAUUUAUGCUUCAACUUGUCUACUUACAACAUUCUCCUGCAUGGAUAUUCAAAGAGGAAUGACAUGUCAAGAUGUCCUGUGUUAUACAAUGACAUGAUCAAACAUGGUUUUGUGCCUGAUAGGUUAACGAGGCACUCUCUUAUUCUUGGAUAUUGUAAGUCCGGAUCAUUGGAUGUUGCUGUAAAAAUGUUAAGAAGAAUGACGAUUGAAGGUUUCAAAGCUGAUUGUUUGACGUUUAAGAGCAUCUACAUAGGGGUGAAAAUGAGUUCGUCCGCCAACGUGUAAUUACUUAACUUCUAGUUUUUUGUGGGUUCACCGUUGGAGUUGUGCCAAGGUGUCAUCACGGUACUGUCAGGAAGGAACGGUGCUUCAUAGCA
This is a messenger RNA of Cicer arietinum (chickpea), 2915 nucleotides long. The record is from RefSeq and is a predicted model, not a curated record. NCBI's taxonomy places the organism in Eukaryota, Viridiplantae, Streptophyta, Magnoliopsida, Fabales, Fabaceae.